Messenger RNA from Staurois parvus, 292 nucleotides. The record is from the annotation of a GenBank genome assembly. Lineage: Eukaryota; Metazoa; Chordata; Amphibia; Anura; Ranidae.
CCAGGACCCUACAUUCACUAUAUCUGGUCUCCCACAGUACACAGAACAUGGAAAUGCAAUUAUUUUAGUAAAUAUAAACUGAUAAAUACCUUUUCUCAUCAGCAGUUAGAGAAGUCUUGUGACUUCUAUCAGUGUCCAUGCUGAGCAAACUUUCUGGCGCUAUAUAAAUACUGUAUAAUAAUAAUAAUAGGAGGAGUUUACAAUCUGCUGUAGGAGGAUUGUUGUGCUGAUCACAUGCACUCUCCCAAGACAAAAAUAAAACCUCUCUUGCAAUACACACCAAACUGAGCAU